Arachis ipaensis is the source of this 408-nucleotide messenger RNA. RefSeq lists its product as uncharacterized. Lineage: Eukaryota; Viridiplantae; Streptophyta; Magnoliopsida; Fabales; Fabaceae. The record is from RefSeq and is a predicted model, not a curated record.
AUGGUGUUACAAAUUCUGAAGGAAAAGAGAUUGUAUGCCAAACUCUCUAAGUGUGAGUUUUGGGUGAAAGAAGUUAAGUUUCAGGGACAUGUAGUAUCAAAUGGAGGUAUAGGAGUGGAUCCUGCUAAGACAGAAGCAGCUUUAGAGUGGGAGCAACCUAAGACAGUCAUCGAGAUUCGAAGUUUCCUCAGGCUAGCUGGAUAUUAUCAAAAGUUCAUCAAAAGAUUUUCACAAUUGGCUUUACCACUAACUCAACUCACUAGGAAGGAGGUACCUUUUGUUUGGACGGAUGAGUGUGAAGAAAGCUUCAAGACCCUCAAGGAAAGGUUGACGACAGCACCGGUGUUAAUUCUGCCAGAUCCCGAAGGACCAUUUGAGGUUUUCUGCGAUGCUUCCUUAAAGGCUUAG